Molecule: messenger RNA, 934 nt
Organism: Eupeodes corollae
Lineage: Eukaryota; Metazoa; Arthropoda; Insecta; Diptera; Syrphidae
Exons: 3
Coding region: 192-497 (101 amino acids)
Source: RefSeq, a predicted model, not a curated record
GCCCCGAUUGUGAGUUUGGAUUUUCUAAUCGAUGAUCGACUUUUUUCGAUUAUAGAUUGUCGAUUACUUUAUUUCAUAUUGUAAGUAUCGAUUUCGAUCGAAACUUUUCGAUUGGUCGUCGAUUUUCGAUUGUUAUUUUCUAAUCGACGGGGAAGAAAGCUGAUGUCCAGAAGUUUUUUCUUAGCAACAAAAUGUCCAAAGCAAUAACAAAUAAAAAACAAAUGGAAAUUUUGGUCAGAUUGGUGGAGGAAAAUCUGGACAUAGCGAAGGGGGUUUGCGCUAAAAGCCAAGCAAAGCCAAGAUGGGAAAAGUUUGCUUCGGAACUUAAUGGUGAAGGUCCUCCAAUGCGUACUUGGGAGAAAUGGCUAAAAGUAUGGACAGAUUUCAAGUUCAACACCAAGAAAAAGAUGUCACAAAAUAAAGUGGAACAAAAAGCAACUGGUGGUGGACCAAAUAAGCUUCAUACUUUCAGCCAAUUGGAAGAAGCUGUAAUCUAGAUGUUGGAUAUAAACACCGUCGUCGUGGACCCACCUGGAGUUGAGUUUGGUAACUUGGAAUAUGCGCAGAAUAAUAAUUUGUCAUCACAGGAGAAUAUCGAAGAAAAUAAUGAACUUGAGGCCAAGAUUAACAUGGAAUUAAUAAGCCUCAUUGAAACUCCAAAAAAAAGUACAUCGGUAUCUAACAGCAAUGCACCAAAAACUACAUCAACAAAAAACAAACGUUCUGACAUAAAAGAAAGGAUUGUGCUAUUGGAGAAAUCAACAAAUUCUCAGGAAAUUUUUUUUAAGGAAAUUAAAACGUUGGUGCAAGACAUUAAGGAAUCUGAAAAAACAAAAGCCGAAUACUAUCUGUGUCACUGUCGCUAAACCACAACUCAAUUCCACUCAUUUUUAAAUGUUUAUUAACUAUUUUAAUUUAUUUUAAAAAAAGGAAA